This is a messenger RNA of Sesamum indicum (sesame), 3717 nucleotides long. NCBI's taxonomy places the organism in Eukaryota, Viridiplantae, Streptophyta, Magnoliopsida, Lamiales, Pedaliaceae. The record is from RefSeq and is a predicted model, not a curated record.
AGUUGAAAGGAUAUUCCAUUAAUUAUACAUCAAUUACAUUUUAUUUAUAAAAAAUUAAAUGAAACUCGAUCCUAAUUACAGCUUCAGUUCAGAGAAUGUGUUGUGUAGUACCAAACUCCAAAAGUUUAACUCUCACCUUUUAACCGUUCAUUAAUAUUCCAAGAUUUUCAUUGGGGUGUGUGUCAAAUGCGCUCUCUCUCUCUUUGUCUCUCUCUAUCCAACUGCUGUUUCUUGAACACCCGCUUCAAUUCUGCCCUCACACACUUCACAUACAGUUAUACCAAAUCUGGAUUAGUACGGCGUUUUGUGUACUGAAUUCUUGUCCUGUUGCUUAAUUUACUCCACCUUAGUGUGGGUACAUUUUCGGGUAUGUAAAUUCUUGAGGAUAUAUGAUGAUGCCAAGGAACACUGUUGCUUCUUGGGUUCUUGCACUCUGUUGUUUCGGGUUAUUGAGAUUGUCCGAUUCCCAGGUACCACAGGAAGAAGAUCCCUUGGAACGAAGAUUGCCAACCGGAGUUCAUGAGCCAGAGUUGUUCAGUAGUUAAUCUCUCAACCUUAUUCCGUGUUGUACGAGAUUCAUUUUGUGACAACUUUUUUGUAUUGUCCUUAGUGGAUGCUCUCCAACAAAUUGCCACUGAGAUGGGUGCAACACAAUGGAGAUUCAAUGGUGAUUCAUGUGAAGUUGAGAUGGUUGGGAUUUCGUCAACACCGCCAAGUGGUGCUGAGGGUUAUGUUGAAUGUAACUGCAACUAUAACAACAACACUGUCUGCCAUGUCACAAAAAUCGUUCUUAAGAGUUACAAUCUUCCUGGAGUUAUUCCGGUUAAUAUUGUGAAGCUACCCUACCUUCAAGAAAUUGAUUUUGCCUACAACCUCCUCAGUGGUACAAUUCCUCUAGAAUGGGCCUCAACACAAUUGAAUUCUGUCUCUGUUCUUGUAAACCGCUUGUCAGGGGAAAUUCCAAAGGAAUUGGGAAACAUUACUAGCCUCACAUACUUGAACCUUGAAGCAAACAAUUUUUCGGGGCCAAUUCCUUCUGACAUUGGGAAGUUGAUAAACUUGAAAACUCUGAUCUUGUCCUCCAAUCAAUUGACGGGGCAAUUGCCAACAUCAUUUUCAGCAUUAACAAAUUUAAAUGAUUUUAGGAUAAAUGACAACAACUUAAGUGGGCAAAUUCCUGACUUCAUCCAGAACUGGAAACAACUUAACAAAUCAGAAAUGCUAGCAAGUGGACUGGAGGGGCCCAUUCCGUUAAACAUAUCUCUACUGAACAGAUUAACUGACUUGAGAAUUAGUGACUUAAAGGGGCCCCCUCAAGAAUUUCCAGUACUAAGGAGCAUCACAGGCCUAACAAUAUUGGUGUUGAGAAAUUGUAACAUUUCUGGAGCAAUCCCUGCAUAUAUUUGGAGACUUAGAGUUCUGCAAUUGUUGGAUGUCAGCUUCAACAAGUUAGUAGGACAGAUUCCAAAUAACAUUGCAAGAAAUCUUAAAAGCGUAUUCAUGACUGGCAACAUGCUAAGUGGAAAUAUUCCCGAUACAAUCUUCAAGGACGGAAGCAACAUUGAUAUUUCUUACAACAAUUUUACUUGGCGAGGGCCUGAUGAACGUGCUUGUCAAAUGAACCAAAACAUAAACUUGUUCAAAGGCACAUCAACUCCAAACACAUUACAACGAAUCCUUCCAUGUUCCAGGAAUGUAGCCUGUCCAAAAUAUAAAUGUUCUUUGCAUGUUAAUUGUGGGGGCGAUGAUUUGACUGUCAAAGAAAGCAGCAGAAGAGUUAUUUAUGAAGGAGACGGUGGAGGUGAUACUCCGAGAUAUUUAAGUAAUAAUUAUUGGGGCUUUUUCAGCAGCGGAGAGUUCAUGGAUGUAUCUAAUUUCCAAAGUUCACGUUCAGUUACACCUACAACAACCACGAAUCUCUCUGACUUGUAUACCAGGGCACGCCUUAGUCCUGCUUCUGUUACAUAUUUCCAUUAUUGCCUCAAGAAUGGGAGUUACAAUGUGAGCCUGCAUUUUGCCGAAAUUCUCUUCACAAACGACGAAACAUACAACAGUCUCGGAAGGCGGAUGUUUGACAUAUACAUCCAGGAAAAUCUAGUCUGGAAAGAUUUUAAUAUUGAAGAGAAGGCUCGUGGAACUGGAAGGCCUCUGGUUGAACACUUUAAUGCCACAGUGGAGGAUGGUACCUUGGAGAUCAGAUUCUACUGGGCCGGUAAAGGGACUACACGAAUUCCUAAUAGAGGAGAUUAUGGUUCUCUUGUAUCAGCUAUAUCAGUCAAUCCAAAUUUCAGGGUUUGUUCGGAUGGUAACAAGAAGAAUAUAACUGCUUAUAUCAUAGGUGCAGUAGUACCAGUAUGUGUUAUUUUCUUGAUAUUAGGCAUCCUUUGGUGGAAAGGUCUUUUAAGAGGCAGAAAACCAGCAGGAAAAGAUUUUGAAGGGCUGGAACUGCAAACUGUUGCUUUCUCUCUGAAACAAAUCAAAGCUGCUACUAACAACUUCGAUGCUACAAACAAAAUUGGAGAAGGGGGUUUUGGGCCUGUGUACAAGGGUCUGCUGCCUGACGGCACUGUGAUUGCUGUCAAGCAGCUCUCAUCUAGAUCAAGACAGGGAAACCGUGAAUUUCUGAACGAGAUUGCGAUGAUUUCUUGUUUACAACACCCAAAUCUUGUGAAGCUCCACGGGUGCUGCAUAGAAGGAGAUCAAUUACUACUCGUAUACGAGUAUAUGGAAAACAAUAGCCUUGCCUAUGUGUUAUUUGAUUCAAACAAAAGCCAGUUGAUCCUGGACUGGCCCACAAGGUACAAGAUCUGUAUUGGAAUUGCAAGAGGAUUAGCUUUUCUUCAUGAGGAAUCAAGACUCAAAAUUGUUCAUCGAGACAUCAAAGCCACUAACGUGCUGCUAGACAAAGAUCUAAACCCUAAGAUAUCAGAUUUCGGGUUGGCUAGGCUCAAUGAAGAUGAGAAGACACAUAUCAGUACCAAGGUUGCUGGAACAAUAGGAUAUAUGGCGCCUGAAUAUGCACUAUGGGGUUAUCUGACUGACAAAGCAGAUGUUUACAGCUUUGGAGUUGUGAUUUUGGAAAUUGUCAGUGGCAAAAGCAACAACAAUUACAUGCCGAGCCACAAUUUCGUUUGCCUUCUUGAUUGGGCCUGUCACUUGCACGAAAACAAAAACAUAGAUGAACUGAUUGACGAGAGAUUGGGUUCUCAAUUCAACGAAGAGGAAGUAGAAAGAACGGUGAAAGUAGCACUCCUGUGCACGAACGCAACUCCAUCCGUUAGGCCCACGAUGUCCGAGGUGGUGCAGAUGAUCGAGGGGAAAAUGGAGAUCCCAGAUGCAGUUCCGGUUGUGGGGAGUACAUACACCAGUGACGUGAGGUUCAAAGCCAUGAAAGACUUCCACCAACAGAAGAGGAAAGAAAGCUCAGCUGGAAGUACUGAUACCCAGAUAAAUUCAAGAACCAUGCGUAGAGAUGCAGGCUUUUCUUCAUAUACCUCUGUGUUUGAUGAAAUCAGCGGAAACUCUGUAUCACCAUUGUGAGUCCGGCUGCAGUGGUUGCAGCUGCAUUCUUUCAUUGGAAUUAAUGUUAUGUAAUGUAAAUUUGUAGACUUAGUUUUGAGCUCCGAUCAUCAACACUCAACAGUGUAGCCACUUAUAUGAAUUAUAGUUUAUACAUUUCUUAAAAUAUUUCUACUAAUAUGGCUUAUGGAUUAUGUA